CACACACACACACAGUGUUCAACAUCAGGAGGAAUUUAUCGCAGUAAAAUGAUUCACUCCAAUCAGUCCAGUCAGUCGAUCUUCUGUUGUUGCUGCUGUGCUCUGCAGACCAGGAGCAGCACACGUGUGGAUGUGAAUAGCAGCAGAUGUCAAGGAUCCGUCUGUACGUCUCAGUUGUCCCAGAAGAAGCUGCCUCUCUCCCCUCCUGAUGAUGAUGAAGGCAAUGGAAUGAUGAAGGUGGUAGCGAUGUACGACUUCACUGCCACAGAGAGUUCAGACCUGACGCUUCGCCAUGGAGAAGAGUAUACCAUACUUCAUAAACAGGACCAGCUGUGGUGGAGAGCUGAAGACAAGCAUGGGAACAAGGGUUUCAUUCCCAGUAACUAUGUCACCGAGAUCGGCACUAUAGAGGCCAACAAUAUGUUGUGUGUUUGUGUGUGUGUGUGUGUGAUGCUGGUUCUCCUGGUUAGCUGGUACUGUAAGAACAUCAACAGAGCUGAAGCAGAACAUUUACUUAGACAAGAGGGGAAGGAUGGAGGAUUUAUUGUCAGGAGCUCCAGUCAGCCCGGCAACUACACAGUAUCUCUUUAUUCACAGGGUUUAGGUAAAGGGGAAGUUAAGCACUACCAGAUAAAGAAGACAGACACAGGGUGCUUCUACCUGGCAGAAAGUUAUCUAUUCUGUUCGGUCCCAGAACUCAUAAACUACCACAAACACAAUUCAGCAGGGCUGGUGGCACGACUGCGAUAUCCGGUUGGGCCGUUGGGAAAAUGCCUCCCGGCAACAGCUGGAUUUAGUCCAGAUAAAUGGGAGAUCAGUCCGUCUGAACUGACCUUCAUGAAAGAACUGGGCAGCGGUCAGUUUGGAGUGGUCAGACUGGGCAAAUGGAGAGCGCAGCAUAAAGUGGCCAUCAAAACCAUCAGAGAAGGAGCCAUGAGUGAAGACGACUUUAUAGAAGAGGCCAAGAUCAUGACGCGAAUGUGUCACCCUAAACUUGUUCAACUGUAUGGUGUGUGUGUCACCCGGAGGCCCAUCUGCAUUGUGACCGAGUUCAUGGAGAACGGCUGUUUGAUUCACUGCCUGAGGCAGCACAGCAGAACCCUGGACAACAUGACGCUGCUCUUCAUGUGUCAGGACGUCUGUGAAGGGAUGGAAUACCUGGAAGAAAACAACUUCAUACACAGAGACCUGGCCGCACGUAACUGUCUGGUGAACGAGAGGAGUGUUGUAAAAGUGUGUGACUUUGGCAUGACCAGAUACGUGUCGGACAAUCAGUACACCAGCUCAACGGGCUCCAGAUUCCCCGUGAAAUGGUCUCCACCUGAAGUUCUUCAUUUCAACAAGUUCAGCAACAAGUCAGACGUCUGGUCAUUUGGUGUGCUGAUGUGGGAAGUCUUCUCAGAGGGUAAGGUUCCCUUUGAAAACCGCUCGAAUGUUGAGGUGGUGGAGGAAGUGACUCAGGGUGGACGUCUCUACAGACCUCACAGAGCAUCUGGACCCAUCUACAACAUCAUGUACAAAUGCUGGCAUGAGAGACCUCAUGGACGGCCAUCUUUUUCUGAGCUCCUUCAAGACAUCAGACAGAUCACAGAGGAUACAGACAUACAGACUCUCAGAGACUGAUGAGGACGUCUGUCAUCAAUCAUCAGACUUUCAAAAACACCUUAUCAUAAUUCACAUUACUGAUUCAAAAUUGACGUUUAGACGUUAAAACAUCAUCAGUAAGUGCCGGAAAAGACAGAAUGUGCUGAGAGCAUUCGCGCAUGAAGAAAAAUUUAAGCCACGAAAGAUCUGAGUAUACAGAUUGUCUUUAGAUUUAACUGGUUGUAUUUUUGUUUUUAUGAAUGUAUACCUAAAGAUGGUUUUUGAAUGCAUGGCAUUUUUUUGUCCAUAACCUCAGAAAUCGGUUAUAUAUAUGUGUGUGUGUGUGUGUGUGUGUGUGUGUGUGUGUGUGUGUAAAUAUAAAAAGGCAACAUUUGAUGCUCAUUGGCUAAUUUUUAUUUAAAAAACUCCACUACCUUAUAGUAGUUUUUAUAUUUUUUUCAAUCUGACAUUCAUAUU
Molecule: messenger RNA, 2061 nt
Organism: Paramisgurnus dabryanus
Lineage: Eukaryota; Metazoa; Chordata; Actinopteri; Cypriniformes; Cobitidae
Source: RefSeq, a predicted model, not a curated record